Molecule: messenger RNA, 513 nt
Organism: Microthlaspi erraticum
Lineage: Eukaryota; Viridiplantae; Streptophyta; Magnoliopsida; Brassicales; Brassicaceae
Source: the annotation of a GenBank genome assembly
AUGGCGGAAGAGCAUCGAUGUCAGACGCCGGAAGGCCACCGUCUCUGUGUGAACAACUGCGGCUUCCUCGGCAGCUCCGCCACCAUGAAUCUAUGCUCCAAUUGCUACGGCGAUCACUGUCUUAAGCAACAGCAACAAUCCACCAUGAAAUCAACCGUCGAAUCCUCUCUCUCCUCCGUGUCCUCACCGGAGAUCGCCUCGAUCUCUUCUCCGAUCAUCCCAUCUCUCCCUCAGAAUCCCUCGGCCGAGUUAGAGGUGACGGCGAAGAAGGCGCAGGUGACGGUGAUUCCGCCGCCGCAGACAACGACGGAGCAGAAACGGCCGAAUCGAUGCACGACCUGCAGGAAACGGGUCGGGUUGACCGGAUUCAAGUGCCGGUGCGGGACGACUUUUUGCGGGACCCACAGGUACCCGGAGAUCCAUGGAUGCACCUUCGAUUUCAAAUCGGCCGGUCGCGAAGAGAUCGCGAAAGCGAAUCCGCUCGUCAAAGCAGCGAAGCUUCAGAAGAUUUGA